AGCCCCUUCAUUAAUUCCCAUAUGAAAGGGAAGCUUCUUGCUGGCAGUCUCACAGCCAGUUCCUCACAGGAGCCACGCACACUCACGUUGUGACCCAGGCCUGGACACAGAGUCACUGCCAAAUAAGAAUCAGUGUACCUCCGCGGGAGGCAUUUUUUUGUAACGGUGACAUGGAGCUUCACAGAGUUCAUAAAACCUUCCACCACAGUCACCUGGGUGAAGAAAAGCAGCAGAUGCUGGACCUGAACAGACGCCUGGAGACCUAUCUGAAUCGGGUCAAACUCCUGGAAGACGAAAAUGGCCUGCUUGCAGAGGAGAUUGGAGCUCUGAGACGCAGCAGUCAUGGAACUUCAACACGCAAGAAGGGCAUGGAGGAAGAGUUGCGGCAGACAAGGCUGGAGCUGGAGGCAGCCUGGAGGGACAAGCUCUACACUGAGAUAGAGAUUGGCAAAUUGGCCGAGGAGUUCCAAGCUCUGGACCAACAAAGACAGGUGGAGGCUCAGGCUCAUGUGAAAGCGAAGAAGAUGGUGGAGCAAAGCAAGAAGGAGCUGGAGGAGGAGCAGAGGGCACAGAUGUGGCUGAGAGAGAAGGUCAGUCAGCUGGAGCACGAGAUGAGGCUCCUGAUUCAAAACCAUCAAGAGGAUGUGAACCACUUAGAGGCCACACUCACACAUUCGAGAGCAACAGUGCCACCCAUGAUGGCUCAAAGAGGCAAAGACCAGACCCUAACCCUCCAGCAGCUAGGACAGGAGUACUCCCAGAGGGCCACCAGAGCAUGGCAGGAGGCAGCAGAGGCAUAUGAGUGCCAGUUAGCUCAGCUGGAGGAAUCACUUGACCAGGCCAGGAGUCGUUUGACCCAGGUCAACCAGGAGAAGAGUGAAAACCAACUGAAGCUCCGAGCCCUGGAGAAGGAGAUCACUUCAGCUCAGGACGUCAGAGUGCACCUUGAGAAGAGUGCAACCCAACAGUGGAACAAACACAGCCAGGAGAUCCAGCGACUGCAGACACACUUGGAGGGCCUUGAGUCAGAGCGAGAGGAGCUGGGUGAGCAGAUUGAGCAUCUGAUACAGGAGAACCGAGGCCUGCUGCAGAUGAAGAUGUCUCUGGGCCUGGAGGUGGCGACGUACAGAGCUUUACUGGACAGUGAGAGCCUCGGGGGAAACAUUUCCCUGUCAAAUCCAUCAAGACGCAUCUCCAACACAGACGCUGUGUUUUCUCCUCAAGGGAUAAAAACAAGUUACCGAACCCAGCUGUCGGCGAGUCACAGGACCACUUCAGUUUCACCUCGCACUGCUCAAACAAGAGCAACACCGAGAGCUACAAAAACAAUGACACCACUCUGCAGCAGAAAUCCCACAACAUUCAAUGAAACCCCAAAUAUUUCAAGGGAACCUCCAGAUGCAGCAAAGUCAGCAAAACUGGAAAGCCCUUAUCCAAAAAUUCUGCAGGAUGGGGCUGUUGAAAGUUUCAGACCCCAGGAGGUUCAUGAGAAAGUCACCUAUGCUGAGCCUCUAUCGCCACCUAAUGAGCAGGAGGCUGAAAUUACAUUGCAGGACAAAAAAGCUCAAGAAGACAGGAAGGGCGUGGCUGAUGAAUCUCCUGAAGAAACGCCAAUCAUGGAGUGUGCUGUCAGUCAACAUGUUGAGUCAACCCUCAGCAGUGAGCCGCUCCUCAUCAACGAUGAAGUUAGUCUCCAUCAGUUUGCAGAACCCAAUCUGGCCCUCCACCAUGUCGGGAUGACGGAGAAUCUGCAUGUUUUCUCAGAUGAAUUUAAUCAGGAAGCGAUUGCCGAAGGUCCUGCUGAAAAGGAAGCUACGCAACAGCUACAUAGUCCAGUUGAAGUACUGGAGCAAAAGGAGUGUCCAGAAAAAGAAAUACAGUAUGAGGAAAGGGAGUCUUCAGAUUCUGAAACCGAGGCAGUACUUGAACCAACAUUUGAAUCCAGGACAAGCAGCCCAGUGUCUGAAUGUGAGCCUGGAGAAAGUGAGUUUAAUCAACUGACAGACUUAAGCCGAGACGAAAACAGCUUUGAUGACCACGCAGUCGAGAUAAAACAGGAAAACAUUUCACCAGUAGGAACAGAUGAGGCAGAGGUUGAGGAUAAGUUGUACCCUGAUGGAGAAGAAAUGGAUACAUGGGAUAGUGUAAUAGAAAGGAAGGUAGACCCGAACACAGAUGAUGCCAUAAAAAGGGAUGAAGCAAAAACACAACAUGCUGAACCAGAGGAGGACAUAUCAGCAAGAGAACAAAAGCAGGAAAAGAAAGAAACUUGCCCAGACUUAGGUUUAGCGUUAGGUGACACUGCUGCUUCGGUGACAGAAGAACAAGCAGAUGGUGAUGGGCAGGGUGUUUUGUUACACCAAGAGAACGGACCGCCUCCUGAUGAGAAAGAAGACAACGAAGAGGAGGACUCCCAAAACAUCUCAGUAUCAUGGAGGACCGAGAUAGAGAGUGACAGCUAUGCUCAGGAUAACACUCUAGCGGACACUCGUCCUUUGAUUCGAUACAAAAGUGAUGAAACUGAUGCUAACACGCAGGUAUCUCACGUGGACGAGAGUGAAUCCAGUGAAGGUGAGCUGGAAAAGAGGAUGAUUGGAGAGAUGGAAAGUGGAAUGUGGACCGAAGGCAAGACAAAGAAGUUUGGAACUAUGGAAGAUCUGUGUGAAGAAGGGGAAAUAUUGGAUGAGGAAUAUGACCUGGGUUACACUCAUAUUGAGGACAGGGAUGUCAGCCACAGUAUGGCUGUUAGCGAACAUGAUAUGAAUGAUACAGAAAGUGCAGGAGAAGUGAUUGAGGAAGUCCGUGAGGAAUAUGUGGAUGAAGACACAGAAGAAUGUACCCAACCCAAGGCAACCACAAAGGAAUACUACGAUGAAGAGAUAGAGACAGACAAACUUGUGGAGCAGGAAUUAGAAGACCUCUCUACAGACAGCUUCAGCACUCACUUUGCACAGCAGCAGAUCAGUGAGAGUGAGGAUAUGCUACAUCUGCAGGACAAGCCUGUUCAGAUAAUGGCAAAUGAGCAAGAAGACGAUCCUGCAGGCACAGUAAUCAGCCAACUUACAUCUGCCACUACAAUUAUAGAUCAGUAUUAUGAAAACCCAAAUGUCAAAGAUUUGAAGCCUCUAGCUGAUGCGGUAGUUGAAAAUAUAGAUCCAGCAGAUAUGUGUGCUCCAGAGACAAGAGAAGAAGAUGAUGAACAGUAUGUGUCUAUGGUUAAACAUGUAACAGAAGAACUCCUUGGCCACAGUGACUGUGAACCUGAUUUGGAUGAAGUAGAAGAUCUAGACUCAGUGCCUCAGGAGGAACACCUGCAGGAUGUGGCUGCCCCCACUGAUGUGAAAGAAGUUACAUCUACAGAAGCACCCGAGUCUCAGAGGCAUCCAGAAAAAGCUGAAUGGGAAGUGCUGAAGACCCCACGUGAGGAACAUGAUCAAAGAUUCAAUAAAGUGCCUGACUCGUCUGAAAGUCACGUCUUCAGUGACAGAGGCUCUGAUGAGGGUGUUAUGGUGCAUGAAGAGGAACCCAUUGAAUCCUCCCCCGACAGCAUCCCAGGAGAAAGUGAUAUAUUUGUGAUGAAAGACUCAACACAACUCCUGAGCACUCAUGGGAACGACAACAGCCUCCCUGGUGACUUCACCUCUGAUAUGAAGAAUGAAUUCUGGGCAUCCUCCUUGGAGACUGGUGCAACUUAUCAACCAGAUGAUGCCUUUAAUCAACAAGCCAAUCAGAAUCUCCUGUUUAGUGAUAACUUAGUUUGGGGGAAUGCAGAUGACCCAAAUUUGGUUAACGGGAACCGUCUGGUGGCUAAAAAAGAGCAGGAAGUGACACAUUCCGAGGUGAAGCAGGUGUUGAGUCGGAUUGUUGUUGACCAUUCUGAGGAGUCCGAGGUUGAAGCUGAAUCCUGGUCAUCUGGGGAAGAACCAGUUUAAAACAGUGUUAAAAAAAGUUUGAGUUAAACCAGUUUUAAACUUGAUCUGUUUUAGUGAGUGGACAAUUAUCUUUUUGGUAAAAUGCAUUUACUAAAAAACCAAAGUUGUGCCUUGGUGCACACCUAAGUGACACUAACCACCAAUGUGCCAAUUUAAUUUUCUCUUGCCUUGCUUCAUAGACAUUUUCUUCUUCUUUGUAAUUGUUUAGUCUUUCAGGGUGCAUGUUGCGGAGGGAGAUUAGGAGUUACUGCAUGAGGGAACAGCAUAAAGACACAACAAAGAAUGUCAUUUGGAAGUCAAAGAGUUUAUUGAUCGUUGCCUAAUCUGAUUGUACUCACUGAUGAAAAUCCAUGAGACAAGGAGGGUAGGAUUCCUUGUAUCAGACAAACAGGCAGUGUCUUCUGCCAGUGAGUUCUCUAAUUUCGCUGGACAACAAUUGAUCACCUUCGCAUGUGACAGAAUGAAUGGAUGGUUCAUAUUCAAGAUUAGCGACAUGAACAAGCAAACAAUGUUAUUUAUUAGAUCGAGUACCCAACUGGUUUAUCCUUUUCCUUUAAUGCAACUUUUUUUUCUUUUCUUUUUUUUUGCUUUCAGUACAUUGAUAGUCCAAAAUAAACUGCAGUGAUACGC
Molecule: messenger RNA, 4562 nt
Organism: Solea senegalensis (Senegalese sole)
Lineage: Eukaryota; Metazoa; Chordata; Actinopteri; Pleuronectiformes; Soleidae
Gene: nes
Product: nestin
Exons: 4
Coding region: 171-3932 (1253 amino acids)
Biological process (GO): positive regulation of intermediate filament depolymerization
Cellular component (GO): intermediate filament
Molecular function (GO): intermediate filament binding; CCR5 chemokine receptor binding
Source: RefSeq, a predicted model, not a curated record